This is a messenger RNA of Salvia miltiorrhiza (redroot sage), 495 nucleotides long. RefSeq lists its product as uncharacterized. Lineage: Eukaryota; Viridiplantae; Streptophyta; Magnoliopsida; Lamiales; Lamiaceae. The transcript has 2 exons. Bases 1 to 495 code for a protein of 164 amino acids. The record is from RefSeq and is a predicted model, not a curated record.
AUGACGAAAAUCGAUGAGAGGUUGGAGGCUCAAGAAACUCAAUUGAAAAUGCUUGAGAUGAAAGUUGGGCAAAUUGCCGAAUCCUUAAGCAACCAACAUCAACAAGGGCAAUUUCCAAGCAACAAAAUUGUGAACCCAAAAGAGCAUUGCAAAGCUAUUAGUAUACUAGGUGAGACAACCUUUGAAGAGUCCAAGAUGUACUUGGGAGAGGAGGACAUGGUUGAAAUAGAGAAGAGCAAUGAUGGAGGCAUUUCUUCAAAAAUGCAAAAUGAUAAGGAAAAGAAGAAGGAAGUGUACAAAGCUCCACCUCCUUAUUGCCCACCAAUCCCCUUUCCUCAAAGGCUUCCCAAGAAUAAUGUGGAGAGUGAGUUCUCCAAAUUCCUUGAAAUCUUUCGGAAGGUGAACAUCAACAUCCCCCUUGUUGAAGCUUUGCAACAAAUGCCCAAUCAAGAGUUAGAGGACAGGGAGCAACCUCAAGAAAAGGUUUCUCUCUGA